AUGGAUCCAAGAGGAAAGAAAUUUCAACAACAGUUGGUGUAUGAAUGGAAACCAAUGUACUGUGACAAGUGCCAAAAUAUUGGACAGACAUGUGCUAACCAGCAAGUCCCUAAACCACAACAUGUAGAACAACCUAGAAGAAGAAGAGAGGCUAGAAAGGUUACCUAUGAAUGGAGAACCAAGGGUCCUGUGGUGGAAGCAGAGGCUGCUAAUAAAGUACAAGCUCAUGCCCCUAAUAUGCAACAUCAUAGUCAAAGCAGUGACCAAAUGAUAGCCCCAAAGAAUUGUCCAAUCUCAGAAACAAAUAUCACAGUGAGACAAGAGUCUGUGCAAAAGGGUAAAGACAAGGAAGUGGCCAGCCCAGAAAUGAACCUGACAAAUUUUUCUGUGCUACCAACUUCCACAAGUAGAACUGAGGUUUUGUUGACUAAAAGGGGUCAUAGUGCAAGCCUUUCCCUGGGUGUGAACAAAUGGUAUAAGCAGAAAGAAUUGAAGAACUACCUAAAAAUUAAUAAUAUUAGACUAGCAGAAGCACAACUAAUUCAUUGUUCAGUUAAAGGGAUUGCUGAUGAGAUUGAUUGCUUAGUGACAGUUGUGUAUGGAUACAAUACUGUAGAAAAGAUAAAAUAUAUAUGGGAACAACUGGAGGAGAUUGCACAGGGGAUUGCCAAACCAUGGCUUACUGGAGGAGAUUUCAACUCAGUUUUAUACUCACAGGACAAACUGUAUGAAAAUCCAAUUAAUGCAACAGAGACUAGAGACUAUGCAAACUGUGUACAAAUACAAGGUCUCAAUGCAUUAACUUGGGAAGAUGAGUAUUAUACAUGGUCCAAUAAUCAACUGGGAGCUGAUAGGAUAUGGAGUAGAAUAGACAGAAUGUUUGGGAACUAUGAUCGAAUGAUGAAAUGGGGAACAUUUGUACUGAGGAUAGGGCCAGAGACUCAACAGCAGGAAGAUACAAAAUAUCUGGUUAAAAUUGAAGGCACUCAGACCUAUGCUAAGGAAGAUGAAUAG
Molecule: messenger RNA, 1014 nt
Organism: Nicotiana attenuata
Lineage: Eukaryota; Viridiplantae; Streptophyta; Magnoliopsida; Solanales; Solanaceae
Exons: 4
Coding region: 1-1014 (337 amino acids)
Source: RefSeq, a predicted model, not a curated record